Molecule: messenger RNA, 4620 nt
Organism: Nelumbo nucifera (sacred lotus)
Lineage: Eukaryota; Viridiplantae; Streptophyta; Magnoliopsida; Proteales; Nelumbonaceae
Cellular component (GO): membrane
Source: RefSeq, a predicted model, not a curated record
GAGAGAGAGAGAGCAUAAAAGAGCAUACUGUCUUCGGUCUCUCGCUCUCUGUGUUCUCUCUCCACAGCCUUCCGUUUUCCUAGGUACCUCGUGUGAUUUCUGAUAGAAACUUUUUGGCCCGCUUUGCUUUGGGCCGAAAACGGAAAAAACCCUAAUCGACAAACCAGAUGGUUGGUUUUGGAGUGGAUGGAGAUGGAAAAUGAAACCCUAACGACCUCCACAGCUGAAGAACAGCUGUCCUUGUUCUAUCGCAUGUAGAUGCACUGACGACUCAGGCUUGUUAGGAUCACCUACAUUCUUCUAGAUCAUCUUUUGUCAUUUCAGGGAGGUUCUUUGCAGUUAUUAGCAUUUCUAUUUGUCCCUUGGUAGAAGGAACAAGUUAUUUGAAACUUAUCCACUUCUCUUAGAAAUGAUUUCACUAAUGCGAUUCUUGUCCUUUUUUUGUUAAUCCAGGAGGUUACUUCGUCCAUUCAGAGGAUUCCAUCUUAUUCUGAUUCUUUCUUGUAUCAUUUUUGACCUGGUCAUUUGUAUGCCAUGUCCUACAAGGGACCAUAUAAUGUCACCAGUGAGUGUGGCUUUGGAGUACAAAUCAUGUGAACCUUGUGAAGAUGAUCAUGAUGUCCGUCUACAAGAUAUAUUUAUUACUGAUGUUAGCUCAACCCAUGCUCAGAGAAUUACACCAACCUACAUGGGUCUUAAGACCGCUUGUGCCAAUGCUGAGUUCUUUUGUUUUCCUUCUACAUUGCCUGGUUUUUUGUCUGAAGAAGACAACUUGGAAUUCUCAAAGAUCCAGGGUGAUGUUUCAUUACAUGGCAGAACAUUUUCAAGUGGAAUGUUGGACAGUAGCGCAAGCCAUAAUUUAGACAAUGGAAGAUUUAAGUUAUUAAAUGGUAGAAUUGUUUCCUGUUCUUUGAACUCUGGAAAGGAACAUUCUGACAUAUCAUACCCUCAAAAUAAUAAUGUUGAUCGGAACCAUCUUGCUUCCUGUAAGGGCCAUAGGUUAAUCUCUAGCACAGACAAGAGCUUGGAGGCAAUUAAAAGAUCGGAUGCUUUUGUUCGUUCUUCAUCACCUCGAGUGGAAAUAAAUCCUCCUUCACUAGAUUGGGGACAAAAGUAUUUAUAUUUUCCUUCAUUAGCUUUUUUGACAGUUGCCAAUACAUUCAACGACGGUGUCUUACAUGUCUACGAACCAUUCAGUACUGACACACAAUUCUAUCCUUGUGAUUUUGAUGAAUUGUUGCUUGGACCUGGAGAAGCUGCUACAAUUUGUUUUGUUUUCUUACCAAGAUGGUUGGGUUUGACUUCAGCUCACUUAGUAAUACAGACAAGCUUUGGGGGUUUCUUGGUUCAUGCUAAAGGUUUUGCUGUUGAGUCUCCCUACAACAUACAACAUCUGGUAGGCCUAGAUAUUUCUUCUGGUGAAAAAUAUAGACAGAACUUGUCUUUGUAUAAUCCUUUUGAUAAUACCCUAAAUGUGGAGGAAGUGGUUGCAUGGAUUUCAGUCUCAUCAGGGAAUACAUCCUACUCUGCAGAGGCUUCUUGUAAACUGGAGAGUUCUGGGGCUUCUGAUGAGUUGAAUUCUUUUCUGAAUGUUAAGGAAUUGUUGGAGAUUAAGAAUGGUCAAGCUGGUCUGCUACAGGUGGGAAUUAGGCCUCGUGACAAAUGGGAGAUUGAUCCUCAAAGCACUGAAGCUAUCAUGGAGAUAGAUUUCUCAUCCACCAUAGAAGGAAAAAUUUUUGGUGCUCUUUGUUUGCAGCUGCAGGGUUCUUCAAUGGAUAGGAUUGAUACACUGAUUGUUCCUAUUGAAUCCGAAGUGCAUGGGAAAGCUGCAUAUAGUGGACUUACAGGUUUGGUUUCAAUGUUUCUUGAGGCUCUUGUGCCAUGUGAUUCCUCAGAAGCAAUUGAUGUUGCUCUCUCUUUCAGAAAUGGGGCUCCAGAUAUGUUAAGGAUUGUCGGUAUUAGUGAGGUUUCAGAAAGUGUGAAUCUUUUUAAGAUCAAAUACAUGGAGGGAUUAAUACUCUUCCCUGGCACUGUUACAAAAAUUGCAGUGGUCACUUAUAAUCCACCUACUGAUCCUCCUCCUGAUAUAUCCAAUAUGUAUUUGGAUUGUAAAUUACUUAUAGUUACAAACAGUUCAGUUAGUCCACAGAUUGAGAUUCCCUGCCAAGAUGUAGUUCACACAUGUUUGAGACAUCAGUCAGUUUCAUACACUGAGUGUGAACUUUAUCCCGAGAAGGAACAACCUGCCUAUGAAAGAGCGGGGGAUUUAGGAGGCAGCAUUCCAUCUCCAUCACAGUUCAAUGCAUUAAAGAUUGCAGAAGUAGAUGAGUUGGUGUUAAAAAAUUGGAGGUCUCAGGGUACAAAAAAUGGCAUGUCUGUGCUUGAUGAUCAUGAGAUUCUCUUCCCAAUGGUUCAGGUUGGGACUCACUGUUCGAAAUGGAUCACUGUCAAAAAUCCAAGUAAAGAACCUGUAGUAAUGCAGCUUAUUCUGAACUCUGUGACUGUCAUUGAUCAAUGCAAGACUUCUGAUAUGUUCUUACAACCCUCAUUCUCAUUUAGUUUGGUUCUGAACAGCUCUACUGCACCAACAAAGUAUGGGUUCUCAAUAACAGAGACUGCAGUAACGGAGGCCUAUGUCCAUCCUAAUGGCACGGCUCUUUUUGGGCCAAUUGUCUUUUACCCUUCACAUCGAUGUCUCUGGAGAAGUUCAGCACUGAUAAGGAACAAUCUUUCAGGUGUAGAGUGGUUGCCUCUACGGGGAUUUGGAGGAUCAGUUUCGUUGGUCCUGAUUGAGGGGUCUAAGCCUGUUCAGAGCCUUGAGUUCAACCUAAACAUGCCAAUUCCUCUCAAUAUAUCUCCGCAGUCUUUAUUUCACAAGGAUGACACUAGUUCCAUCUGUUCUCAGCCAUUGGUGAAAGAGUUAUUUGCCAAAAACAUAGGGGAUCUGCCACUAGUAGUAAAAAGAAUUGAAGUUUCAGGAACAGAUUGUCAGUUGGAUGGGUUUAUGGUACAUACUUGUAAAGGUUUUGCUCUUGAACCAGGGGAGUCAACAAGGCUUCUGAUCUCAUUUGAAACAGACUUUACUGCUGCAGUGGUUCACAGAGAUCUUGAGCUGGCCUUAGCCACUGGUAUAUUUGUGAUCCCCAUGAAAGCAAGUCUUCCAGUGGAUGUCUUCAAUCUCUGUAGGAGGUCAUUGUUACAUAUGCUGCUGAUAAAAUUCUCUGUGCUCUUUGUUGCAGCUUCUUUAUUGUUUCUUAUCUUCUGCUGCAUCUUUCCUCAACCAAUGUCUUUGGUUGCUGUUGAUUGCUACUUGCUUAAGAGUGAAAAAACUUCCAUCAUUACUAUUGGCAGGGCUGGAAAACCUUCUCGCAGUCAUCAUAAUCAAAGAAACAAUAUAUCUUCUAUGUGUAGUAAUGGGGACAAUAUGAUCAGGUCAGUUAGGGAAGAUGAAACCACAGAUAUGGCGUUUAUUGGUAGAUACUCUGAUUGUCCAAGUGCAGAACAGGGACUAAUUGCUUCACAUACAAAACUGAAGCAGGGUAACCAAGAAAGGACUAUCAAUGUGUCAGAACCUCAAAAAGAAGCACUCUUGUUUUCAUCAUCUUCAGUGUCGAAAUCUGCAGCAUUUGUUGAGAGCUCUAGUUUGGUGGAAUCACCACAAACUGGUAAUCUCACAGUUAGGAUUGAGAAAGAAAAGGGAAGACGACGAAGGAAGAAAAAACCAGCUGGUGUAGGUGCAGGAUUAACGGGAGCUCUUGAGGUUUCAAGCAGUCAGAGUGGGAAUUCUACACCUUCUUCACCCCUGUCUCCUGUCACAUCCUUCACACCGAAAAGAGUAUGGCCUCUAUCUCCUGACACAGACAAUGCAAUUGAGAAUAAGAGUUCAUUUGCAAGAUUGGCAGAUCAGAGCCAUGAGAAGGGACAAAUCCCUGAAAUUGCUAGAGAUGAUAGGUUGUUGGAGCCUGAGGUUUCUUCUAAGUCUGGAAGCAGAAAUUGUUUACUUUCUGGCCCUGAGCAAUCAUCUGUGCUAAGAAAAGUGACAAGCAAACCCGUGCUAUUGCCAUCUGCCACUUUUCCAAGUUCAGGACGGCGUGCACCUUAUGCCACAAGCAAUCCUUCAUUUUUGGCUUCAACCUCUGCAAUUUCCCCUGAUGCUCGUGCUCCAGGAUCCAAACCUAUGAAGGAGAAGACGGCAAAAUUAGAGAAGACUGGAUCUGUGGAUGAGUUCAGAUAUGACAUAUGGGGGAACCAUUUUUCUGGAUUUCAUCUGAUGGGUAGGACAAAGGAUGUUUCAACAAUGAUCUCCAGUGCUUCUGAUGGCAGCUCUGAUAGCUUUUUUGUUAGGGGCCCACAGAUCCUUGCGAGGAAAUCUCAAACAAGAUCAGAAUCUCUUUCUCCUAAAUUAUCUAAUUGUGCUGCAAGUUGCCAUCACCUAAAGGGUUAAUUAUAAAUGUUUAGUAAUUAUUAGUUUUUAAAUUUGUCCUCCUAUUUCUAAUUUAUAUCCAUGUUCAUAGAAGACACACACACAAAAGGGAAAAAAAGAGCACGCAUACACACACCACCAGCACCACAAAGUUUUUCAUGUUUGAUGGCAAAAAAUGAAUGUGUCAACUUGCUUCA